This is a messenger RNA of Macrosiphum euphorbiae (potato aphid), 1929 nucleotides long. The record is from the annotation of a GenBank genome assembly. NCBI's taxonomy places the organism in Eukaryota, Metazoa, Arthropoda, Insecta, Hemiptera, Aphididae.
AUGAAGUCAGCAGAUACAUUUAUUCUGGUUAUAUACUCAUAUUUAGUAUUUGAAACAGUCAUUUUGUGUGAUAGAGACAUCAGAAAACGACAAACUGAACCAUCUUGCCCAGAAGAGUCGGAGUACGCUUGUCAAUCCGGCCAAUGCAUUGAUGCUGCAACUACUUGCGAUGGAAUUCAAGAUUGCAGUGAUGGAUCUGAUGAAACACAAGUUUUAUGUGAACCGACCCCGUGUCCAAUAUACGGAUUCAAAUGCACAUAUGGUGCUUGUAUAAAUAUAGAGGGUAGAUGUGAUGGAGUGACCCAAUGUUUAGAUGGUUCUGAUGAGGAACUAUGUUCAUCCUCGAUAACUUCAGAAUCUGAAGUAAAUCCUGAAAAUAUCUCCACAGAAUCAACUACUGCAGAACCGACAACCACAGAAUCGACAACUACAGAAUCAACUACCACAGUAUCGACAACUACACCAUGGAAAACUACACCGUGGAAGACUACAGCAUCGCCAACUACACCAUGGAAAACUACAGCAUCAACAACUACACCAUGGAAAACUACAGCAUGGAAAACUACAUCAUCGCCAACUACACCAUGGAAAACUACAGCAUGGAAAACUACAGCACCUACAACUACUUCGUCGCCAGAUACAAAAAUCAAACCAACUGAGUCUAUAAACCAAUCUUCUAUUCAAAAAAAAACUUGCGUGAUACCGAACAUUGAGGGUACUAAGUAUUUUUAUAAAGAUACGAUUCAAAACGUUCCUCUAUCAAGUGGGUCUAUAGUGAAUAAUUAUCGCAUUGUUGAAGAGGACUGUGAAGAAGGAUAUUAUAAAACUGUUCCGUAUAAAUUGAUGGUAUGUUCGGAGUCUGGACAAUGGAAAUCAGUUGAUUCCGAUACAUUGUGCUUGAAAAAGUGUACUCCUAUGGUAUCAGAUGUAUUAGAUAUUAAAUGUUCACUGAAUGGAGUUAAUGUAAAUUGUUCAAAGCCAUCAGAACCUGGUACAAUAUUAACACAAUCAUGUAAAGUUGAAAAUGCACAUAAUUCACCAAGAGAAAAAGGAUUAAUAAAAGCUGAUAAUGAGUUGCAUUGUCUUAAAAAUGCAAAAUGGAGUGGUCAACUACUUACCACUUGUACUUCACGUACAGAAUCAACCUCGAAUAGAUUAAAAGAACCAUCUGUAAUAGCACCUUGGAAUGUGGAAAUAUAUAAAAUUAAUAACUAUGGUCGUUAUUUCCGAGUAUGUGGAGGAACAUUGAUUGCUCCAAAUUUAGUUGUCUCCGCUGCCCAUUGUUUUUGGAAAAAGGGGUUACGAAGGAAGAUCUUACAGAAUGAAAAUAAUGUUUUUAAAACUGCCGUUGGAAAAGAAAAUAGCAAUAUUUCUUCAAUAGACAAUACAUAUACACAGAUUAUUUAUAUCGGUUUAAUUUAUCUGGAGGAUAGUUAUGAUGGUCCAUCUGGACAUUAUGCUGAUGACAUUUCUGUCAUCGUGUUAGCAUCCAAUGUCGUAGUUAGUAAUGGUGUUCGUCCGGUUUCCAUUGAUUGGUCUGCGACACAUUUCCUUUCUAAUGGAGAUCUAGGAAAGAUGUUUGGCCUAGGAAUGAACGAAAUGAUUGGCAAUGGACAACAUAAAUCAAUAUUAAAAUUAUAUACUUUACCAUAUAUUGACAGGGAAACGUGUCAGGAAAUGUACACUGAUGGAUUUGAAAAUUACGUGACUAAAGAUAAAUUUUGCACAGGUUAUAAAUUGGUUACAGGAGAAAGAAAUCUUAUAGGAUUUGGAGGUUCGGGCCUAAUAUACGAAUAUAGCACAGGACCAUUUUUAACUGGAAUAUUUAGUGUCAAGGAUCUACACUCAAGAAACUCAAUAGCUGUCUUCACGAGCAUAAAAUGUCACGUUGAAUGGAUUCGUAAUAUUUAUGAAAAAUAUGUAUACUAA